AUGCAGGUGCCCUUAAUCAGACUCCAGUGUGGGGUGAACUCGUACGACUGGGGCAAGAAGGGCUCAGACUCAGCAGCUGCCAGGUUCGCAGCAGCAACGCCAGCCCAGGACUUCACUGUCAACAAUGCCCAGCCCUAUGCCGAGCUCUGGAUGGGCACACACCCCUCCAACCCCUCCAAAGAUGUCCAGACCGGCCGCACCCUCCUCGACCUAGUCAGCGACAACCAGACCCUCCUAUCCCCCUCCGUUAUUGCUCGCUAUGGAAAGAAGCUGCCCUUCCUCUUCAAGAUCCUCUCCAUCGCCAAAGCCUUGUCGAUCCAGGCCCAUCCCAAUAAGGGCCUGGCUGAGCAGCUCCAUGCAAGGGAUCCCAAGAACUAUCCAGAUGACAACCACAAGCCCGAGAUGGCCAUUGCUCUUACCCACUUCGAGGGUCUCUGUGGCUUCAGACCCCCUGAGGAGAUAGCACACUUCCUCCAAUCCGUCAAUGCACUACGUAAUUUUGUCGGCCCCGACACGGCCGAUGCUUUCGUCAAGACCGUCAGCUCUCACCAGGGCGACGACUCCGAGGCUGCCAAGGGCGACAACAAGGCGGCGCUCAAAAGCCUUUUCGGUGCCCUGAUGUCCAGACCGCAGUCUACACUCGACACGGCAGCUGCGGCCCUCCUUGAAGAGGCUUCCAAAGACGCGGACCGCUUUGCUGAGGGCGGUGCUGGUCCUAACAGCGGCGGGGAUCUUGCCAGUCUCAUCACGCGCCUUCACGGCCAGUUCGGCCCCGACUAUGGCCUCUUCGUGAUGUUUCUCUGCAAUCUCGUCACCAUGGCCCCUGGCGAGGCCAUGUUUCUCAGGGCUGAUGAUAUCCACGCGUACAUCUCGGGCGAUAUCGUCGAGUGCAUGGCCGCCAGCGACAACGUCGUCCGCGCCGGCUUCACCCCCAAGUUCAAGGAUGUCGAUACCCUCGUGUCAAUGCUGACCUAUAACUACGCACCCAUCGAUGAGCAGAAGAUGACCCCCACGGGCUACCCCUACGCGACCCUCAACCGCGCUGCCUACAGCUCCGGCAGCGAGGCCUUGCUCUACGAUCCGCCCAUUGACGAGUUCAGCGUGGUGCGGACCGUUCUGAAGUCAGACGGUGCCAAGGCCACCUUUGAUCCGCUGGAUGGCCCAAGCAUCGUCAUCUGCACUGGCGGCGCAGGCAAGAUUUCGGUUGGCCCAACAGUUCAGGAGAUCAAGGAAGGAUACGUCUUUUUCGUUGGCUCUACCGCUGAAUUGGUUCUGGAGGCCACAGGCUCGGGGGAUGAUGGCUUUGUGACGUUUAAGGCUUUCUGUGAGGUCGAAGACCACAGCAAUGGCGCCUAG
This is a messenger RNA of Cryphonectria parasitica EP155, 1356 nucleotides long. RefSeq names its product mannose-6-phosphate isomerase. Gene Ontology annotation, cellular component: cytosol. Gene Ontology annotation, molecular function: mannose-6-phosphate isomerase activity; zinc ion binding. Lineage: Eukaryota; Fungi; Ascomycota; Sordariomycetes; Diaporthales; Cryphonectriaceae. Gene Ontology annotation, biological process: GDP-mannose biosynthetic process; carbohydrate metabolic process. The transcript has 2 exons. Bases 1 to 1356 code for a protein of 451 amino acids. The record is from RefSeq and is a predicted model, not a curated record.